UAAACCACAAGCAUAAAUCAAUUUUUGCUUUGUAGGAUUGGAUGAGGGAGGAGAAAUACGACACGAUCCAGUCCAGUUGUUUGUGUUUUGUUGCAGCGUUGGGUCUGGUCUGGACAUGGUGUGAUGGACGUGUCAAGUGGUGUUCAAGAUUGAAUGAAUACUUUUUUUGAAUGAGAUACCUAAUAAUAAUAUGAAAUUGAAAACACUUCCAUCAUCUUCUUCUUCUUCCUUAGCAAUAGCAGCAUUCACUUCUCAAUCCCAAUGUGAUUGCAAUUACAAUUACAAUUACAAUUACAAUUACAGGCACACUCUCAAUCUCAACAUCACUCUCGCCAAAAGCAAAAAGCACCAUCGUUCUCCCUCUCACUCUCAGGGUUCUCAACAAACCCCUCCCAGAAUCACCUCUAACGUCAAGCAAAACCUCCAAUUCCUCAAGCUAUGGAAGGAGUUCCAAAAACGAAAUUCCACCACUCCUAGACCUUCAACCAGUUACCGCAGGAAAAAGGUAGACGACAAGGAGGAUGCUGAUAACCACAACUCUGAUCUUUAUCGUGAUCCCACCACCUCUCUAUACUAUACAAACCAGGAGGGUUUAAUAGACAAUGCUGUCCCUGUGUUGCUUGUUGAUGGUUAUAAUGUCUGUGGCUAUUGGGUCAAGCUCAAGAAACAUUUUAUGAAUGGAAGACUUCAUAUUGCCCGCCAAAAGCUCAUCGAUGAGCUUAUAACCUUUAGUAUGCUUAGAGAGGUUAAAGUGGUUGCUGUAUUUGAUGCCAUGAUGUCUGGUCUCCCCACUCACAAGGAAAAUUUUGCUGGUAUCGAUGUGAUUUUCUCAGGUGAAUCAAGUGCUGAUACAUGGAUUGAAAAAGAGGUUUCAGCUUUAAAGGAGGACGGCUGCCCCAAGGUCUGGGUUGUCACUUCUGAUCAUUGUCAACAGCAUGCAGCACAUGGAGCGGGAGCUUUUGUUUGGAGUUGUAAGGCAUUGGUUACUGAGAUUAAGGCAUCACAAAAGGAGGUUGAAAUGAUGCUUCAAGAGCAAAGAUCAACUUCUUUUCAAGGUAGAUUACUGAAGCACAAUCUUGAUGCAGAAGUAGUGGAUGCUUUGAAGGACCUGAGGCAAAAACUAUCUGAAAAGGAGUUGAAGUAGAGUAUUGUGUAAAAAUUCCAGUCAGAAUUUAGUUUGGCAGAUCAAACUUGUCAUAUCAUCCAAUGUGAAUGACCCUGCUUGAUAGCCAGCAAUUCAGCGUUUGUAACAAGUCCUUCCAAUUUACAAACACCGUCCAAAAUGACAAGCAACCCAGCUGGAGGCCUGUUCACUGACCAUUUCUUAUUGGCAUAUUUUAGAAUUACAAUUCGUAUUUACCUAGAAAAAGAAAUCACAGGUUGUGAUUUGCUUUCAUUUGUACAAAGGAAGAAAGCCAGUGUGCCAAAGUUUGAAACAAAUUUUUUUCUCUCUGUUUAUAUGUAUCAUGUGUUUUAGUUUAAAUUUUACUCAUGGGGGACACAGUUCAAAGCAUAACUUUAGAAGUUACACUUUGUAUCUUCUCAUCAUAUGUAAUGCAAUCAUGGGGCUUUCUACUACAAAAUAAAAUACGUUCUUAGUA
Lotus japonicus is the source of this 1601-nucleotide messenger RNA. RefSeq lists its product as uncharacterized. The record is from RefSeq and is a predicted model, not a curated record. Bases 191 to 1144 code for a protein of 317 amino acids. The transcript has 11 exons. Lineage: Eukaryota; Viridiplantae; Streptophyta; Magnoliopsida; Fabales; Fabaceae.